This is a messenger RNA of Sporisorium graminicola, 390 nucleotides long. RefSeq lists its product as uncharacterized. The transcript has 3 exons. NCBI's taxonomy places the organism in Eukaryota, Fungi, Basidiomycota, Ustilaginomycetes, Ustilaginales, Ustilaginaceae. The coding region runs from base 1 to 390 and encodes 129 amino acids. The record is from RefSeq and is a predicted model, not a curated record.
AUGAGAGACCCAACGACCAGCACCGUGCUUUACAAGAUCCUCACUCCGCAGGAGAAGCAGCAACUGCCGAGCACCAACUGGGCUGGCACUGCUCUGGAUACAAAGGACGGAUUUAUCCACCUCUCUUCGGCCGACCAGCUGCCCGGCACACUCGAGCGCUUCUUCAGCUCCCAAAGCGGCUGCGGCGAUGUUCUCUACAUCUACACGUUCAAGCGGUCCAGCGUCGAGAGGGAGCGAAGCACGCCGAUCAAGCUGCAAUUCGAUCCCGCAAUUGGCACGCUGUUUGGUCAUAUCUACGGGAACAUCGACCCAGAGGUAGACUUCUCGGGCCCUAUCGAGGUCAAGCGUUCCAGCUCCGGCACGUUUGAGCUUCCACCCCUUGAGUACUGA